Molecule: messenger RNA, 2474 nt
Organism: Pipra filicauda (Wire-tailed manakin)
Lineage: Eukaryota; Metazoa; Chordata; Aves; Passeriformes; Pipridae
Gene: PGRMC1
Product: progesterone receptor membrane component 1
Exons: 3
Coding region: 61-636 (191 amino acids)
Cellular component (GO): membrane; endomembrane system
Source: RefSeq, a predicted model, not a curated record
AGCGCUCGGAGCCACCGCCCCGCGCUCCCAGACCCGCCGAGCUGCAGCGCACCCGGAGCCAUGGCCCGCGAGGAGGCGGCGGUGGCCGGCGAGGAGGCGGCGGGCGAGGCCGGCGGGCUGCUGCUGGAGAUCGUGGGCUCCCCGCUCAACCUGAGCCUGCUGGGCCUCUGCCUCUUCCUGCUCUACCAGAUCCUGCGGGGCGAGCGGCCCGCGGCGCCCGCGGGCGAGGCGGACCCGCCGCCGCUGCCCAAGAUGAAGCGCCGCGACUUCACCCUGGCGCAGCUGCGGCCCUUCGACGGCGUGAGCGACCCGCGCAUCCUCAUGGCCGUCAACGGCAAAGUCUUCGACGUGACCCGCGCCAGGAAGUUCUACGGGCCCGAGGGUCCAUAUGGCAUUUUUGCUGGAAGAGAUGCCUCCCGAGGUCUUGCCACUUUCUGCCUGGAUAAGGAGGCACUGAGGGAUGAGUACGAUGACCUCUCUGACCUCAACGCUACACAGCAAGAGACCUUGAGGGACUGGGAGUCACAAUUCACUUUUAAGUAUCAUCAUGUUGGUAAGCUGCUGAAGGAGGGGGAGGAACCCACUGUGUACUCUGACGAAGAAGAAAAAGAUGCCCAGAAUGCAAAGAAAGAGUAGAGAGUGCAGUGAGGAACAAUCUGGUUUUGAAUCGUAAAGGAUCAUUUGUAACAUUCCACUUGUUUUACAAGGUGCAGCAGCAGCAAUGCUUACAAAAGGUCCAAGAGUUACAGUGAAUUGUUUCUCUUCAAUGGUUUCCUUUUCAAAUUCAGUGGCAAACUACUGAAGGUCUGUGUUCCUUUAAACCCACAUAAUCAGAAGUGUGCACAACAAAUAUCUGUGGAAAAGUAAACUGCAGUUUUGGCAAUAAAGGACUAUUACUGGUUUUCUGCUAUCACCUUUUAGUGCAGAGUAGGUUGAAAUCCAGUUUUUCAUUAACAACCUACCACUGUGGACACAAACAUGAGUAACUUCACCUAUGCAACACAAAUUCCACUAAAUCUUCUUCUGUUUUAGCUUCUGCAGGGUCUGGCCCUUGGGUUGUAGUUCCUCUAGAAAAGGGACUAUAUUUUAUUUGUCCACGAAGCACCGUACUCCUUUGUUGUGCAAUGUUAUUCAAUAUUAUAUAAGAUAAUUUGGCUUUUGAGGGUUGUGUUAGCGGUUUACAGGUGAAACACUAACUGCUUUUAAAAAAAUAUCAAGAAUUUUUCAGAGGUUAAAUCACUUUUAGAUACUUAAAAAUUAAUAAGGACUGACGAAUACUUGAUGUAUUCAACAUGCAUAAUUCUGCGUGGAUUAAUAUUCUUUGUUCACAUCUGAAGUGUUACAAAGGUUUAGAUACUGAGUGGAACUAGGCAUCCCUAGAAGUACACCAUGAAGUGUGACUGCACUGGACUACUGUUCAUUCAAUUUUCUUAGUAAAACUCUUCUGUUAAUUUCAAUAAAAUUAUGUUAAACAUGGAAGAUCAGCUGCUCUUCAUUCCUGUGCAUAAGAAAAACAAAGGUUGCUCGUAUGGCAUGAUUAACAAGUGCUCUUGUAUAUGCAGCUUUAACUAGCAGAAAAAUGUUCCUGGUCAACAUAAUUUACACAAGUUUCCUGUACACAAUAAAAUAACAUGGUGUAAGCCAUUCUGUGCUGAGGCACUUGUUGCUUUGGAACUUUGCCAUUAAAAGAAAUGGCACAAUCUAAUUCAUAACCAGCAAUGGGGACCUGACCUUUGAGUUGCUUUUUACUUAUUUGCUCUCUUUCCUCACAUCUACGCUUAAUUACUACGUGGCCUGCCUCCUACCAGAGAGGGCUGGGUAAAUGGAUCUGACCAAGGAAAAAUGUUAAUGUGCUUCAUCAUCAUCCAAAAUACUUCUGUAAAACUUCCUCAUAACUUCCAAGAUCACUGAUGAUUUGCUGAUCACCUGUAAAUGCAUUUUGUGUCCAGGUGAUUCCGCUGCUGCAGAAUAUCCCAGGGUGCCUGUCUGGUAUAGUUCCCUCUAUUUCAUUUCUCUGGCUUGGCUGUCUGGUCGUUUCAGUUUGGCAACACGACCAAAAUGAUGAACUGAGUCCUGAGUGGGAAGGUGUAAACUUCAGUGUUCAGAAGUAGAGUGCAUUGCACAACAGCAGCUUUCAUAAACAAGUUGACGCAACACGUUUAAAGUGUCUGAUACCAUCUGUGGUGAGAACAAGUGACUUUCCCUCAGUCCAGACACUGUCCUGGCAUUUUCUUUAGGUUGCACUGGGCCUUCCAAUGAAGAGCACGAUUGUUUGACAGCAUGAAUAAAGUGGUACUGUAUGAACUACCUAAUGAAGGUCUAGAGACAAACGUAGAUCUUGUCAUGACCUUUGUGUUGCUGUUUUAUUUUUAGAGACAUUUAUACUCUUUGCAAACUACUACUAAUGGUUUACCUCAAAUUGGAAAUGUGCUUUUAUUUGUUUAAGGCAGAAAAUAAAAUACUCUUGCAUAAUA